AAAGUAGAUGAGAAUAAUAGGUGAAGGCCGGAGCCGCUGAGGCCGCCAUGAAGAGCUCCAUCUAGCGGCCGCUGACAAAGACUGCAGGACAACGUGUGAUGGAGCUGUGAAGGACUCCUCCGGCCUCCCGUCCCCUCAGACUCCUCCAGAUCUCCGCUGACGUAUGUUGGGUAAAAAAUGCCGCUGGUGGUGAGCUGGCCGUUCCCUGUUAAUCCGCACUUACGGAGGCGCGCCAUCAGUAUGGUGAUUACCGGCCUGGUUGGCACCUACAGCUGGAUAUGGACCAAGUACAUGAACAGUCUGCAGGUGCACAACAAGGAAGUGUUGUAUGAGCUGAUCGAGAAGCGGCAGCCGGACACGCCGCUUAUCACCAUCUGUAACCACCAGUCCUGCAUGGACGACCCUCACCUGUGGGGUAUAUUAAAGUUAAGACACCUAUGGAAUUUGAGUACGAUGAGAUGGACGCCCACUGCAGCGGACAUAUGCUUUACAAAAGAGAUGCACUCCUGGUUCUUCAGUAUGGGCAAGUGUGUCCCGGUGUGCCGAGGCGAUGGAGUCUAUCAGAAAGGAAUGGACUUCAUCCUGGAGCGGCUGAACAAUGGAGAGUGGGUGCACGUGUUUCCCGAAGGUAAAGUUAACAUGACCCAAGACUUCAUGAGGCUGAAGUGGGGCAUCGGCCGUUUGAUAUCAGAGUGCACGUUGAAUCCUAUCAUCCUUCCUCUCUGGCAUGUCGGAAUGAACGAUGUGCUUCCCAAUGAUCCUCCAUACUGGCCACGAUGGGGACAGAAGAUCACUGUGCUGGUUGGGCGCCCGUUCAGCAUCGCACCCGUGGUGGAGAAGUUGAAAGCGGAGCACAGGACGCCUGUUGAGAUGAGGAAAGCCAUCACUGACUACAUCCAGGAGGAGUUCUGUAAGCUGAAGUCCCAGGCAGAGAAUCUGCACCAAAGUUUUAAAGAACAGACGUGACGAGGAGCCACCAAAGAGCAGAGCCGCCGCAGCUCACCGCCACACACCAGAUGCCUUCCUUUAUAUUGUUUUUAACUCCAUUCAGAGCCCUUGACAAAUAUUAGGGCUGGAUCACAUCACGUUUUCUCCCAUACAGCAGGGGGGGAGCUAAAACCUUGCGCUCCCGUAUGUAAUUCAUUUCAAUGAGCCGGGCCGGAGUGAAACGUUCGGUCCGGUCGGCUCGAUUUUGCGGCAUAUGCGCUUUUACAACCGGACCGGUCCGGGGAAAAAGCUCAUACGGGGCAAAAAUGAGCUGUCCGGACCGAACGUUUCACUGCGGUCGGCUCAUUGAAAUUAAUUACAUACGGGAGCGCAUACGGGAGCGCGAGGUUUUAGCUCCCCCCCCCCCCGUCGCGUGCGCUCCCGUAUGGGAGAAAACGUGAUGUGAACCCAGUCUUAGUUCGGACUCAAGGGGUGAAAUCUCGCCCCCUCAGGUUAUUUAUGUACAUUCAUUUACAUGGGCGCUUGCGCCGUAAACUGCUGCUAGAGAAUAUGAAGGUGACUAUGAAGUUUCAUGAUUUAUUGUAGGUGCAGCACAGGGAGGACUGGAGGACUCAGCCCUAGAUCCGUUCACCUGUGCUGGGCCCUGAUGAUGAUUUUAUUGUUUUUAAGCUGGAUUAGGUCAGUACCAUGAUGUCGGGUCCGGGGGGGGGGGGGGGGGUCCGCACCCAUUGCACUGUUCCCCCCCCCAUUCCUGGAGUCUUCCCUUUUUUGUCACAGCCUUUUAUUUAUCGUAAUGAAAUGGUUCGUACCUGUGCCGCAGGACAAUGUUUUAUACUGCUGAUUUGUUUUUAUUUUUCUGUAGCCGUCUUUCCAAUAAAGAUUUCUUCUC
Hyla sarda is the source of this 1837-nucleotide messenger RNA. RefSeq names its product tafazzin, phospholipid-lysophospholipid transacylase (gene TAFAZZIN). Gene Ontology annotation, cellular component: mitochondrial membrane. The transcript has 11 exons. Bases 178 to 966 code for a protein of 262 amino acids. Gene Ontology annotation, molecular function: 1-acylglycerophosphocholine O-acyltransferase activity. The record is from RefSeq and is a predicted model, not a curated record. NCBI's taxonomy places the organism in Eukaryota, Metazoa, Chordata, Amphibia, Anura, Hylidae. Gene Ontology annotation, biological process: cardiolipin acyl-chain remodeling; inner mitochondrial membrane organization.